AUAGCUUUUAAAACCUCUCAAGUCUCAACCCACACAUUCAAAACCCUCUACAGUAACAUUAGUCUGCAGCUUGCACCACUCACAAAACGAAUGGCAUCACAAAAUCAUCAUCAUCAUGACCACCACCAUGAUCAUGAGCACAACCAUCAUCAUGACCAGAAUGAGUCAGGAUCAACAACCUUUGUUGGGAAAGAUGGAAAGGUGUACCAUAGCCAUGAUGGCCUAGCCCCACAUUCACAUCAACCCAUUUACUCACCGGGAUUCUUUAACAGAAGGGCACCUCCGAUUGUUACUAGGGAUUUCAAUGAAAGGGCUUUCACCAUUGGUAUUGGUGGCCCUGUUGGUACUGGAAAAACAGCUUUGAUGUUAGCACUCUGCAGAUUUUUGCGUGACAAAUACAGUCUAGCUGCGGUUACAAAUGAUAUAUUCACCAAAGAGGAUGGUGAAUUUUUGGUGAAAAAUGGAGCACUCCCAGAAGAAAGAAUACGUGCUGUGGAGACAGGAGGCUGUCCACAUGCUGCUAUUAGAGAAGAUAUAAGCAUUAAUCUUGGCCCUCUUGAGGAGCUUUCUAAUCUGUACAAAGCAGAUAUACUUCUUUGUGAAUCCGGGGGAGAUAAUCUAGCUGCCAACUUCAGUAGGGAACUUGCUGACUACAUAAUCUAUAUCAUAGAUGUUUCUGGUGGCGAUAAAAUUCCCCGAAAAGGAGGCCCUGGCAUCACUCAAGCUGACCUUCUUGUUAUAAACAAGACUGACCUUGCUGCAGCAGUUGGGGCUGAUUUGGCAGUCAUGGAGCGUGAUGCACUCCGAAUGCGCGAUGGUGGACCAUUUGUAUUUGCCCAGGUGAAACAUGGGGUUGGCGUGGAAGAAAUAGUAAACAACAUCUUGCAAGCUUGGGAAUCAACAACAGGAUCUAAACGCCAUUGAUGCUGUUCAAUUUUCUGAUGUUGCAUUAAUGUCAAUCUCUAGGGUCGUAGCAUGGCAUUAGACUCGCUCAAUUUGAAUCUUCUGAGUUUUGUUUGCAAGACUAAAUGUGAAUGUUGUUGCUUUGUUCUGUAUACCUUGAGAUGGAUGGAAGUAUGGAACUCAUAAGCUUAAUAAAUAGUAUAAAAAUUGUUAUUGGCCUUUAGCCCUUUAUAACUA
Erigeron canadensis is the source of this 1140-nucleotide messenger RNA. Its product is annotated as urease accessory protein G. Gene Ontology annotation, molecular function: nickel cation binding; GTPase activity. The record is from RefSeq and is a predicted model, not a curated record. NCBI's taxonomy places the organism in Eukaryota, Viridiplantae, Streptophyta, Magnoliopsida, Asterales, Asteraceae. The transcript has 7 exons. Bases 91 to 924 code for a protein of 277 amino acids.